CAGGUCUACCCUCUGUGUACCAGAUGACCACCACUGUUUGAAUACGAGAAAUCUACCUGGUGGUAAACGCCUGCAGCAAGCAUGCGAAUGAGAUCUCUAUGCUUUGCUCUUUGCUGUCAGGUCCUAUGUGUGAGCGGCGAUUCAGGCGAUGGAAGCCGCACUUGGGCUAGAUUUUUAAAACUUCCUUAUCCAGAAGACGAAGCGUUUCUUUAUGAUAUGUUCCCGGAUGAUUUUAUGUGGUCCGUCGGGACAGCCGCCUACCAGACCGAAGGGGCUUUUCAGAAGGACGGGAAAGGGCUGUCUAUAUGGGACACUUUCACAAGCGCAGGAAAUCGGGGGACAGGCGAGGUGGCCAGUGACAGCUACCACAAUGUGCACAGGGACAUUCAUUUGAUCCAAAAAUUAAAGGUAACACAUUAUAGAUUCUCAAUCUCUUGGCCCAGAAUCUUUCCGAAUGGAACAGUCGGCCCCUAUAACGAAGCAGGGGCGAGUUACUACAUAAACCUGAUUAACAGGUUGAAGAGAAUUGGAGUGGAGCCUGUUGUUACGCUUUACCACUGGGACCUGCCAGACACACUGCAGCGGCUUUAUGGUGGAUGGAGCAAUCCUAUUUUAGUGGACCUUUUUAAGGACUAUGCAGAGUUUUGCUUUAGGACUUUUGGAGACAAUGUGAAAUUUUGGAUCACUAUUGACAAUCCGUUUGUUGUUGCCUGGCAUGGCUAUGGUACUGGAAUGGUUGCUCCAGGCAUCAAAGGUGACCCGGGAUUGCCAUUCCAAGCUGGUCAUACUCUUAUUAAGGCCCAUGCAGCAGUUUGGCGUCUCUAUGAUAACACGUUUCGACAAAAACAGGGUGGUAAGGUGUCCAUUGCUCUCGGCUCUCACUGGAUAAGUCCUCGCAACAAGAGCAAAGAGAAUAUUAAGGCCUGCCAGUGCUCCCUUGACUUUGAGAGGAACAACUCACAAAGUUAUUUCAGUUUUUUCUAUUGCGCAAUGCUGACUCGUUUUGUUGUGUUUCAGGUAGAAACCAUACCUUCACAGUUUAACGACCCUAAUGUUUAUGUUUGGGAUAAGUCCGGGAACAAGAAACCAGAAAAAUUAGAGGGGGCGGUGGUCCCCUUGCGCAAAACCCGCUGUGGUGACUACGCCUCCAUCAGAUACCAAGUUUCACGUCUGCACAGAAUGCACAUCACCCAUUUCCAGUUCUCCCUGAACUGGCCCUCUCUCGUUCCAACAGGGAACGCCUCUCAUGUGAAAACUACCCUCCUGCUGUAUUACAAGUGCUUCGUUAGUGAACUCCAGAGGGCUAACGUGACUCCCGUGGUUACCCUGUGGCACCAUACUGCACAGCAGUCCGGGUUGCCAGCUCCUCUGGUUAAAAAUAAAGGAUGGCAGAACAUGGAGACUGUGCAAGCUUUUGUGGCCUAUGCCAGGCUCUGUUUCAGAGAACUGGGUGACCAUGUCAAAUACUGGAUCACCCUCAACGAGCCGAACAUUAGAGAUGAGCAAAAGACCUUCUUGGAAGGCCACAACCUCUUGAAAGCUCACGCACUGGCAUGGCACGUCUAUGACGAGGAGUUCCGGCGAGCACAGAAAGGGCAGGUGUCUAUCACCCUUCAUGCAGACUGGGUGGAGCCGGCUUACCCCUUCUCCAGGAACGACGUUGAGCCGGCCAAUAGGGUUCUGGAAUUCCGCAUUGGCUGGUUUGCCGAGCCUAUUUUCGGCAACGGAGACUACCCACAGUUGAUGAGGGAGUGGCUGCAGCAGCGAAACAACUUGGACUUGUAUGACUAUCACCUUCCCCACUUCACCGAAGAGGAGAGGAAGCUUGUGCAGGGCACUUACGACUUCUUUGCUCUGAGUCACUAUACCACCUCUCUGGUCUUUGAAGAAGUGGAGGAGAAAACCCAGUACAACACUUACCUGGAGGUGCACUUCAUACCUGACACCACCUGGCUAAAAUCCCCCAAGAGAGGUGCAGUGGUGCCUUGGGGGCUGCGGAAGGUGCUGAACUGGGUGAAAUCCAGAUAUGGAGACGUGCCCAUCUACAUCAUGUCCAACGGUGUGGAUGAUGAUCAGACUGAGAUGGAUGAUAAACUCCGACUUUACUACAUGGAGAAUUACAUCAACGAGGCACUGAAGGCUUCUGUCCUUGAUGGUGUCAACCUCCGUGGGUACUUUGCAUAUGCCUUCGAUGAUCAAAGUGAUCCUGGCUUUGGUCUCUAUGGCUACAUCCACGAUGAAUUCUAUAUAAAACUAUCCCUCGGUCAUUACAGGAAAAUUAUUGACAAAAAUGGCUUUCCCAGCCCUACUGCUCCAAAACAGGACUGUACACCGGAACCAUAUAGCUGUCCUGGAUGCUCUGUUUUCUUCACAAAAAAAUCCAUGAUAACUUUUCUAUGUUUUAUUGGUAUUUGUUUUGUUAUCACUGUAGGGUUAGUUAUUUAUUAUUCAAAAAGGCCUGGUAAGAGAUAUCAGUAUUAAAUAGUACAAGUUGAUGUAGACAUUCCUUUUGGAACUAAAUGUAUUUAAUGCAUAAUCACCUAAUCACUACAGCACACAGAGACAUUUGCACUACCUUGUACUGUAAAUCAGUAAUUACAGUGUGUUUCACAUCAGCUGCCUAUUGAGUUCAAUAGGAACUACAUUACUGUAUAUACUGGCUGGGAGAAAGAAAACUGUGUUCCAUAAGUGUUGUCAAUCCAAUGCUAGGAACUUGUCCUAAAUUAGAUUUCUCAAAUGAAGUGAUUGGUUGUGUGUUAAUAGCUAAUUUAAUUUGUAUUUAAAAAUAAGAAAUAUUUUAAAACUAUAUUUUUGUGCCAAAUAGCUGUUGUUUUUUAAUGUAUAAUUUUACUUGUGCAUAUUGGUGUUGUUUUUUGUGAUAUCCCUGGUAUAUGCCAAGAGUAAAUAUAAAGCUCUCUCCCACAACGUGAGACAGCAGUCAUUUUAGUAAUCCAGUCUAGUAGAUAUAAACGCCUGUCAACCUAGUGCCUACUCUCAGAUCUCUUGCAACAGUGAGGUACAGCUUUUGUAUUUUACAGAAUACUGCACCAAAAAGAAUAAGGAUUAUAUAGUUACACAAAGUGUGUGCUGCAUAUCACAGCUGUUUUUUUUUUCCACCCAGUCCAUGGGUAUCAUCAGUAUACAUUCUGAGUUUCCCAUUCAGAACAAAAGUGGCAGUUCACCCAUCACCUGGGGGAAAGGCACCACCAAUAUAAGCGAAGGCCAGGUAUAGAAGAGUGGAAUGCAAAUUCAUGUUGCGAUGGGCUGGCUAGACAGGUUUUGCGCCAGAAGUUAGCACAGACAAUCAGGACAAGGAUUUCUGGUACACAGAGCACAUUUACUUGGGUAGACCAAUGCCUCAGACCAUGCACCGUUUAGUUCCCUGGUUCCUUUCUCAACAUACAAAGCCAAAUUUUAUUUUAUUUAACCCAUUUUACUGUGGAACUCCUCAAGGCAAAUCUGCACAGUCACUGCCCAGCUCGCUCUGAAAUCGGGAAAUACUCAACAGUGCACCUCCCAAUAGGUGGUGCCAAAGAGCCAGCAGUAAAAAGGCAUAUAUAGAUCAUUUAGACCAGGGGUGUCAGACUCAGUUCCCGGAGGGCCGCAGUGUCUUCUGGCUUUCCUUCCACCCGAGCUCUCAAUUACUUCAUUGGUCUAAUUAUGUGAUUAACUGAGACCAAUUGAAAGUAAUUUUUUUAAAUCAUCAACUGUAAAAGUCGAAUUGAACAAAUAAUGUCCGAUUGAACAAAUAAUUGUAUCAAUUAAGUUAAUUGAGAGCUUCAGUGGAAUGAAAACCAGCAGACCCUGCAGCCCUUGAGGACUGGAGUUUGACACCCCAGCUUUAGAUAGUGGUCAUGACAGCCAACUGAGUUGAAUCUCAUACUAUUUUUCAAGUCAGUUGAUACUAAUGAGUAUUUUGUAAUGCAUACGGUAGAUAUUUACCAAGAGACAAGUUUAGAAUAUAUACAUCUUGUAUUACAAAUAAAUUAAAUACUGUAUUAUUUGCUUUGUUUCUACUUUUGUGUUGGCGUAGUGGCGCAUUUCCUGUACUCUGUUCUAUUCAAAACUAAUUUUAAAUAAAAAACAGAAAAGUAA
This is a messenger RNA of Polyodon spathula (Mississippi paddlefish), 4095 nucleotides long. Its product is annotated as klotho-like. Gene Ontology annotation, molecular function: hydrolase activity, hydrolyzing O-glycosyl compounds. Lineage: Eukaryota; Metazoa; Chordata; Actinopteri; Acipenseriformes; Polyodontidae. Bases 82 to 2481 code for a protein of 799 amino acids. The transcript is spliced from 4 exons. The record is from RefSeq and is a predicted model, not a curated record. Gene Ontology annotation, biological process: carbohydrate metabolic process.